GGUGCCUGCGCCGGCGGCCACGUCCUGGCUCGGCCCCCCAGCGUUGGCGCGAGAUCCGAACGCCGGCGGCGGCCGUUAUAGCCCUUCCCUGAGGCCGCGGGACCGGCAGCGAGAGCCACGCGUCCUGUGGGCUGGGUGUCCGCGGCGGCCAUGAGGCGGAGAGGCCCGGAGGAGGAGGCCUGCGGCGUGUGGCUGGACGCGGCAGCCCUGAAGAGGCGGAAAGUGCAGACACAUGUAAUGAAGCCAAACACCAAAAUGCUAACACUUUUUCCUGGAGAAAAAAAGGCUAAGAUUUCCUUUACUCAAAGAAUUGCACCUGCAGGCAUUCGGCAGACCAGCAUCGCUUCCUUCUUCACCUUGCAGCCAGGAAGGACAAUUGGUGGUGACCAGAGGAAUGUUUCAUCUCCUAUAGAAAGUCAGACCAACAAAGAGUCUAAGAAUGAUGUAACCCAGCUAGACCAUUUGAUCCAGGGCUUAGGGGAUGAUUGCAUGGCACCCCCAUUAGCCACUUCAACCCCUGCAGACACCCAGGAAGCCGGACUUUCUCCACAGCCCCUCCAGGAUUCUGGCCACCACAGAAUGGGAACACCAUUUUUGACUGUGCUGUCUUUGCUCCAGCCUGACACCUUAGUCCGCGCUGGAAAGAGUAAAGCCUCUCCAUCUUGUUCCUUCACCAAGAACUUGGAAGGUUCUCGCUCACUGGACCAAAAGGAGGAAGAGAAAGACUCUUCCUGGAAAAGGGAAUGGCUUCAUGGAUCUAAGAAAAAGAACUAUCAGGGUGUGGAGAGACCCAUUAAACCACCUCGGGGCAAGGGCCAUGAGCCCUUGGACAAGACGCCAUUAGAAAAGGUGUCUGCAAAAGAAACCAGACAGACCCCGAUCCUCCUUCAAACACACAGGGAUUCCUGGAAUGGGGAAAACACACACUCAGUGAAACAAAGCCCUUGUCCUAUCCCUCUAUUUUCUUGGGACAGUGAAAAGAAUGACAAGGACUCUUGGAGUCAGCUUUUUACUGAGGAUUCUCAGGGCCAGCGAGUCAUUGCCCACAACUCUAGAGCUCCUUUCCAAGAUGUAACCAACAACCAGAAUCGGGGCUUAGGGCAGUUUUCUAGCAGCCGUUGGGCUCAGUGCCAGGAGACGCCCACUCAGUUAAAUCUGCAGCCUGAUUUGCUCUUUACCCAGGACUCAGAAGGGUCUCACCUGAACACCUGUGUUCUAGCCGAGAUGUUACCCACCAGGUGGCAGUUUCCCAUGUUGCAGGGCUACCUUAAGAGGCUCAAACAGCCCCUAGGGGGCAAGUGUGCAAGCUGUAAGAUGGAACUACUUUAA
Molecule: messenger RNA, 1329 nt
Organism: Prionailurus viverrinus (fishing cat)
Lineage: Eukaryota; Metazoa; Chordata; Mammalia; Carnivora; Felidae
Gene: AUNIP
Product: aurora kinase A and ninein interacting protein
Exons: 4
Coding region: 151-1329 (392 amino acids)
Biological process (GO): spindle organization
Cellular component (GO): centrosome; spindle pole
Source: RefSeq, a predicted model, not a curated record